AUGUCUCAAGACACUUUUAGAUAUCAUUUCUAUAAUAAUCCAACUGUACUCAUUGCUGUUGCUGGUGGAACUGCUUCAGGAAAAACAACGUUCUGUCAAGAAAUUGCAAAUACAUUAAAAGGAGAGAAAUUUGUAGUUAUUUCACAAGAUUCAUUUUAUAGACCAUUAACAAAAGAAGAACAUGAUAAUGUUGCUGAAUAUAAUUUUGAUUCUCCAAGUUCAUUUGAUUGGAAUUUAAUAAUUGAAACAUUAAAAAAAAUAAAAGCAAAGAAAAGUGUAUCAUUACCAGUAUAUGAUUAUGUUACUCAUUCAAGAAAACCAGAUUGGGUUCCAGUUGAAACAGGAGACGUAGUAAUAUUUGAAGGAUUAUAUACAUUUUAUCAAAUGAAAGGUUAUGAAAAUUAUUUUGACAUGUUUGAUUUAAAGAUAUUUAUUGAAUCUGAUAAUGACACUAGACUUGCAAGAAGAAUUUUAAGAGAUAUGAAUUAUCGUGGAAGAACACUUGACUCAGUAUUGUUUCAAUAUAAAAAAUUUGUUAAACCUGCAUAUGAUAAAUGGGUUUAUCCACAACGUAAAAGAGCUGAUAUUAUUGUUCCAUGGGGAGAAAUUGAAAAGGCACAAACGCCAGGAGUGUUAUCACAGAUGCCAGCAUUAAAGAUGGUUUCUCAAUAUAUUGAACAAUUUUUCAUACAAGGACCAUAUAAAAAGAUUUCAAGUAUGAAUAACUUUGGAAUAAGUGGUGAUUUAGACUAUCAAAAAGGAAGUCUUUCUGAUGUUGAUAAUUAA
This is a messenger RNA of Entamoeba dispar SAW760, 786 nucleotides long. RefSeq names its product uridine-cytidine kinase, putative. The record is from RefSeq and is a predicted model, not a curated record. Lineage: Eukaryota; Evosea; Mastigamoebida; Endamoebidae. Bases 1 to 786 code for a protein of 261 amino acids. The transcript has a single exon. Gene Ontology annotation, cellular component: cytoplasm. Gene Ontology annotation, molecular function: kinase activity; ATP binding.